Periophthalmus magnuspinnatus is the source of this 4130-nucleotide messenger RNA. It is a transcript of the gene purg, whose product is annotated as purine-rich element binding protein G. The record is from RefSeq and is a predicted model, not a curated record. Gene Ontology annotation, cellular component: nucleus. Gene Ontology annotation, biological process: regulation of transcription by RNA polymerase II. NCBI's taxonomy places the organism in Eukaryota, Metazoa, Chordata, Actinopteri, Gobiiformes, Gobiidae. The coding region runs from base 304 to 1305 and encodes 333 amino acids. Gene Ontology annotation, molecular function: DNA-binding transcription factor activity, RNA polymerase II-specific; purine-rich negative regulatory element binding; RNA polymerase II transcription regulatory region sequence-specific DNA binding. The transcript has a single exon.
UUUCAGGUUGGCUGCUUCUCUGACUCCUUCAGCAAAGGGGUAUCUUUUAGGCAAAAAGGUGAUGGAAAACGCUUUGACGUUUGCGGGAGAGUAGUUAAAUAGUGUACUUUGACCUUUCCGUCAGGACAAGGAAACUGGAACAGCUGACGACUCCAAACUAGCUGCCAUUUUCGGGUCAUUUGAGGAUAGGAGUUGUUUCCCGCAGCCAGCAGCAGUUGUUGCAUGGAUUAGCUCUCCUUUUCGGCUGUCACUGGCAUGGGGGCAUCGCUUUGUGUUGUACUGUUUACUGGGGGAAUAUAAACCAUGAUGGCUGAUGGAUGUUGCAGAAGCAUGGAAAGAGUCAGGGGUAAGAUUGCAUCAGAUCCUUCUUCUCAAAGAACAUAUCCUCCUCAGCAGUUCGUCCAGACCGGCUCCACGCAGCCGCCUCAACAGGGCAGUGACAUCCAGGAGCUGGCCUCCAAGCGCGUGGACAUCCAAAAGAAGCGCUUCUAUCUGGACGUGAAGCAGAGCGUACGCGGACGCUUCCUAAAAAUCGCAGAGGUUUGGAUUGGCAGGGGGCGCCAUGACAACAUCAGAAAGAGUAAACUCACUCUGUCCAUGUCCAUGGCCCCGGCUUUGCGCUACUGUCUGGGGGACUUCAUAGACUACUAUGCCAGGAUUGGGCUGCGGGGGAGCCUUGCGCCCCCUAAUAUUGAGGACACGCGCAGGAGACCGCAGGAGCAGCAGCUGUCUCCUACCGGCUCCGCCGCAUCCGAGGACCACGCGCACCGUGUGCUCAAAAGCGAGUUUAUAGAAAGGGACAACAGAAAGUACUUUUUGGAUCUGAAGGAGAACCAAAGGGGCAGAUUCCUUCGCAUUCGACAAACUGUCAGCAAGGGAUACGGCACGAUGGGUUACUAUGGCCAGGGCAUUGAGCAGACCAUCGUGCUGCCCGCGCAGGGUCUCAUUGAGUUCAGAGACGCGCUGUCGCAGCUCAUCGAGGACUACGGGGACGACGACGGCGAGGACCGCGGCCAAGGAGCUUUACGGAACCAUGAAGACCAGCCCGAGCUCCCAGAGGCUGCGUCCUUCCGAGUGGACAACAAGAGGUUUUACUUUGAUGUGGGGUCUAACCGGUACGGAGUCUUUCUAAAGAUUAGUGAGGUGCGACAGCCUUACAGGAACACUAUCACGGUUCCACUCAAAGCCUGGGCUCGCUUUGGGGAAAACUUCAUCAGGUAUGAAGAGGAAAUGAGACGCAUCUUCUCCUGUCACAAAGAUAAGAGGACAGAUGUGCGACAGGACAGUGAGGAGCAGGACGCCUGAGCUGUACGUGUGCGCUGCACUCUGCAUGUCACGCGUGUUGUGAAUAGACUGUACCGCGCAGGCUCCUCUUGGAGUUGGCUGAUCGUGUCCCUAAAUGCCCCCAUUAAUUCUUCCGGCAGGCUCCUUUGGAAGGGCUGCUAAAUCUGUCGAAAAGCUGUCAAGAAGUCGUCCUAGUCUAAUUUUCGUAUUGCCAAUGUCAACUUUUAGCCCUUUUCCCCAUCAACUUCAAAUUCUUGAUCGGCCCUGUCUGUCGCCUAUUAUAUGAUCAGUAUAGGCUGUGGAGGCCACAUAGACGGUGUUGCAUCAUUUGCUUAUGAUACAUGGGUCUGCUAGACCCUUUUUUUUUUUGCUCUAUGGAAAAGUGUGAAUGCAGGUGUAUGCAGCAGUCCUGUCCUUUCCAGUCUGCAGCCUGACUGCUUUAGUCAUCUUAAAGGUACAUUGCUUUGCACCACUGUCUGCUGCCAUGUUCCAUAAGGACCUCACAUUCCUUUGACAUUUAUUGACCUAAAAUCCUUCUAUGAAAAAAUAAUCUAGACACAAAUGUUAGCUAGAACUUCAUUUACUCAAUGAUUAAUGAAACACUGUGCUGCUGGCUCUACUUGGUAAUUAUGAUGUGGUCAUAGACGUUCAGCACCACACAAAGGCUACUGAACUAGAUAUGAUGUGGCAUGAAGUAUGAUGAGCUGUGAGCAGACUGGGGUCAGACAGGACACCAGUGGAAUCAAAGCCCUGCUUCUUUGAGUAAAACGCUUGCUUGUGCAAUAUAGUGAAAUGACUAUCAUUCUUCCUAACAGAAGAACUUAUGUAGAACCCAAGCUAUUCAACUUUGUAUAUAUUAUUUAAUUCAAAAUAAUUCAAGCCUCAACUAACAAUACUUGAACUUAAACAUUUGAAUUUAUUAAGAGAUUACUGCGAAAAAAUCUCUAAAAGAUGAGGACUACUAAAAUGUAUUGUUUAUUUAUUUUGGGAAAACUUGUCAUGCAUGAUGCCACUUGAGCACAGAUGAAAGAUUCUUUUUCAUGUUGCAGAUGUGUUUUUCUUUUCUUAAAUCGUAGAGCCAGAUGUUAAUCUAAAUUAUCUAGUAUGAAUAAGGCAGCUUAACAGAUAUUGUGCAUUAUUCUGGCUGGUACAGCUCAGACUUCAUACAUCACUCAUUGGACCUCACCAAUAGCUUUCUUGUUUGCCCUUUGAAAUUAAUGCCUGAGCUGAUGGUUCUAAAAUUGCAUUUAGGCACUGACAAAGUGGCCUUAAUGAAGCCUUGAAAAAUACUUGAAAGAUUUUUUACUUAAUAUUUUGGGCUUCAUAAAUACACAGCUAAGAAAGAAAGGCUUCAGCCGUGGGAUCAACCCUUAAUUAGGACGCUGAAUAGUUAUGUCUUGUUUGGUGCUAUGAUAAUUUCAGCUGCUCAUGACUUUGCUGUUGAUAAAAAUAACAAACCUUUGUGCUUUAAACGUAGCAGACAAGCUUGAGCAAUUAAAGAACUGUGUAAGAAUGAAUGAGUGAUAAUAUAGCUCUGAGAAAUGGUCCUGCUUCGUCCAUUUAUUAACCAAAAUCAUCCCUUCUAGAGGCUGAUCAGCCUAUCAACUAGUUCUUGUGGGAGGACUUGUGAAGCUGUUAUACUGUCCCAGAGAGAAAGUGGUCAUGGUCAAGAGUGCAAUGCAGCUGCCUAAAUUUACAGUACUUGCAAUGAGAGAGGAAAACAUGACAAGUUGUUCCAGAGAUUCCAUUACUUUAAAUGUGUAGAUUUUAAUGAAGCUAGAGAGUUUUUAAAUGAUUCCAGUAUUGUCCAUCUCUACAACCACGUAUCACAAACUGACGAUGGGUGGUCUGUGUGCCUGUGAUAGUUAUUCUGGCUCCACACAGCACUCUGCCCUGUAGAGUUCAGGUGGAACAAAAUAACAUUAUCGUUAGAAGAACAUGUCGAGGCACUUAUUUUAUUUUAACUGAUGCCUUUAGUGCAUGAAAGCACAGGAUUAGGUAUGUAUAGCUGCUCAGUUUAUGUGUGCUUUAGCGAGUGUAUAAAGUAUAAUUUAAGCACAAUUUAUUUUAGCUGGAAAAAUAUUCAUUCAUUAAAAAAAGUUGGGCAGUAUGAAGCUUAUAUAUGAGUAUGGAGUUUUACGAUAUAUAUGACAUUAAAAUAGCACUUAUUGUAAAUAAAAUUAUAAAAUGAAUCCAUUCCCCGAAUAAGGGUCAUUGUUGUUAGACAUUUGAACAUCUAUUUUAAAUAAGCACUUUAAUUGCUUUGCUUAAGCUAGACGUGAUCUGUUGAGGGACCAUGUCAGUUUAAGCCUUUGGCAUGAUGGGACAAUCAUCGCUCCAAUAUCAACAUUGCAGUCUUAUAAAUUUGAGAUCAUUGAAAUUUUCAUGUUAAACCUGUGGCUUUGUUGAAACCUCUUGUUGAAUGCACAUCAUUCAUAAUACUCUGUUAUACAGAUAUGUCAUACGUUAUUAUAAGCUCAUCUGAAGACAAAUUGAAUCGUAAACUACCAGAUAAAACUCAUUAUGGUGACAGUGAUUAGUCGUUUGUUUACUGCGGUGUUAACAUUCAAAGCGAGCUCGGUGAACGGGCCAUGUCAGGCCGAUUGUCUGUGCUGUUGCCUUGGCAACAGCACACAUUUCAUUUUUAAAGCUGCGAGGUGAAGUGAGGACACACGGGAUAGACAUCAAGUCCAGAAACAAUAGUUUGUACAUGUUUCAUUGGAGACUGUAUAUCCUAUGUUUCUAAACUAUCAUACCUUAUUCACCUUUGUGCUUAUUUCAUUGACAAUACACUGUCCCUUUCACUUUUAAGAUCUCAAAUGAAGAGUGCACUGCAGCAAAGAAAA